AUCCAUAUUUUAUGUGCGCAGGCUGCUCAGUGACGGAGCGCGGACACGCGGCACCUGCGGGACUUUAUUUUAAUUAUCCUUAUAAUAAUAAUAAUAAUACUAAUAGUAAUAUAAAAAGCGCGUGGGGGGAAACAGCGUGCGGGUGCGUGUGCGCGUGUUUGCCAGACGAAGUGCGCGCGUCCUUAUAAUAAAUAUCCUGAGAGAGGAGAGAGAGAGAGAGAGAGAGAGAGAGAGAGAGAAAGAGAGAGAGAAGAAAAAAACGCCGUCGUGUCGUUUACACCACCUUUCUCUCGGAUUUGUGUGUGAACGCGCCAACACUAAAGGAUAAUGUCUGCCCCAGCCCCUGCCGGCGCUCCUGCCCCUGAGGGAGGGAACCAGGCUCCUCCUAACCUGACUAGCAACCGCCGCCUACAGCAGACGCAGGCUCAGGUGGACGAGGUGGUGGACAUUAUGCGUGUGAAUGUGGAUAAAGUUCUAGAGAGGGACCAGAAGCUCUCAGAGCUAGAUGACCGAGCCGACGCACUGCAGGCCGGAGCCUCUCAGUUCGAGACCAGCGCCGCCAAACUCAAGAAUAAAUACUGGUGGAAGAACGCCAAGAUGAUGAUAAUCCUGGGGGUGAUAUGUGUUAUCGUGCUCAUCGUCAUCAUCGUCUACUUCAGCACCUAAAGGGCAAGUUUCCUACCCCACCCUGCGCCUGAUUUACAGCUAUUCAAUCACUACCCAACAAACGAGUGUAAAUCUGUGUCCUCGAUGACCCCCUGUAGGGACCCCGGUCUCUCUGCGUCCCCACGUCCGGCCUCUGAGCGUGCGUGUGUGUGGGUGUAUGUUUGUGCGCCCACGUGUGUGUCCUCUGUAAAUACAUCCCGCUUUUCUGAGAUCUCUGGAAGCAGACGGUAAUCCUGGUAAAUCUCUCGGUGUGUGUACAACUUGUCCUUAUUUGUAGAGUUUUAUUUGUAGAGUUUGUGUAUGGGUGUGUGAUUGUAUUAUUAUUAUGAUUAUUAUUAAUAUAUAUAUUUUUUAGUUUUUUUUUUUUUUUGGUUUCUUUUUUUUGUAUGACUUCUUUGGCUUGAAAAAAACUGCCUAUGAAUCUGUGUGUAUAUACACCGCACGAUGUGUGUCACUUCGUACGUUCGUAGCUUACUUCUUUAACCGAACUACUCUUCCAAAAUCUGACGUUUCUCUCUGUCUAUCUCUUUCACACUCUCUUUCUGUCAGUUCAUCUGUAAUUCUUUCUUUCCUUCCUUUCAAUGAUACUUUUUUAAACUGCCACAGAAAUGAUUUGGACCAAUAGCGAUAGAGUUAUAUUUUUAUUAAGUCUGUAGUGUCUUAUCUCUUAAACAUUCCUUUGUCGCAGGGUAGAACCACGCCGUCUGAAAACACGCCUACAGGAAUAUUUUACAAACGGUUCUGUAAUUGGCAAAAAAAAAUAAAAUUAAUUACAGAUGCACACGACCAACACAAUAAAACAAGGGGGAAUCAGCAUGCACAAGAACCUCGUUUUUGAUGGCGCUUUUAAGCCGAAAAUUAACGAUAUUAAUAAUUUUAAAGCCGAGCUGCCAGCAGAAUUAAAGCACACUGCUCGCAUUAUGACCGAGUUAGUAAUCCUGAUAUUAUUUUGAUUUUAUGUUCAUAUGUAGGAAUAGAGUAUAUUUAUCAUUAUUUUUUUGCAUGUGGAAAAGGGACCAGAUCAUGACAUGGAGUGUGGUUUUGUGUGUGAGUGUGUGUGUGUGUAUGUGCUUGUUGAUCUUAGCUGUCUAGUUUAUACACUGCCAAGCAGCUGGGGAAAUUUGUUUUGUGUGUUUUUUCUGUACCCUUUAUGUCCACACUGCUCAUACCAGUUUGCUUUUAUGCAUACAUUGAUAUAACAUAAUGCCACCUACACAGAUGCAAACACACACACACACACACACACACACACACACACACACACACACACACACACACAAAUACACAGGUCGCCAGUCACGUAGAGCCAAUCUGUCAGCAUGAAAUGAGCCAGUGAUGAUGUGUGGAGCCACACGUGACCAUUUUUACCACAAACACAGACACACAAAGACACACAAGACACACACACACGCACACACGCACACACACACCUCCCCCAUGGCCAUAUGUACAGCUCGCCAUUGGAUUAAAUGACAAAGCGAAGGAUAUUGUGGCUUUAAAGAAUAAGACUGUGUGUGUGUGUGUGUGUGUGUGUGUGUGUGUGUGUGUUUGCAUCCAUGUACUUUUAAAACAAAACCUCCAAAAACUAUGCUAAUCAAUUAUGAUAUCUAGCUAACACCUUCUAGACAGUUCAUUUCUAUUAAGAA
Silurus meridionalis is the source of this 2312-nucleotide messenger RNA. It is a transcript of the gene vamp2, whose product is annotated as vesicle-associated membrane protein 2. Gene Ontology annotation, molecular function: SNAP receptor activity; syntaxin-1 binding. Gene Ontology annotation, biological process: SNARE complex assembly; vesicle-mediated transport; vesicle fusion. The record is from RefSeq and is a predicted model, not a curated record. Bases 328 to 666 code for a protein of 112 amino acids. Gene Ontology annotation, cellular component: SNARE complex; plasma membrane. NCBI's taxonomy places the organism in Eukaryota, Metazoa, Chordata, Actinopteri, Siluriformes, Siluridae. The transcript is spliced from 5 exons.